UAUAUGGCUAUAUCGGAUAAAAGGCAAAGGAUCAUGCCUACGGACCAAGACCGCUACAGUGGUAAAACCCUAGACUACCAAGAAGCAGUUCUGUUAACGAAUCCGGAAAAUCCAGACCUCAAAGGGGAGGUGGAUGACAAGUACCAGUACUCAAGUAAUAACAAAGACAACCGGGUUCAUGGGUGGAUCAGCUCCAACCCAGCCGUAGGAUUCUGGGUGAUCACACCUAGUGAUGAGUUUCGCGCAGGUGGGCCUCUCAAGCAAGAGCUCACCUCCCACGUUGGCCCAACAACUUUAGCAAUGUUUUUCAGUGCCCAUUACGCAGGAGAGCCUUUAACAUUAAAACUCCGAAAUGGAGAGCCAUGGAAAAAGGUCUACGGCCCUGUUUUUAUCUAUCUAAACUCUGUUUCAAACGAUGACCGCCACCAGCAAAACCUUUGGGAAGAUGCUAAAUCACAGAUGCAUACAGAAAUGAAUAACUGGCCAUAUAAUUUCCCGCUCUCGGAAGACUUCCCUCAUGCCGAUCAACGGGGCACAGUUCAUGGACGAUUACUAGUCCGCGACAAGUACAAGGACAGUAAACUUAUGCCAGCAAGCGCAGCUUACAUAGGGUUUGCGCCACCAGGAGAUGCAGGAUCAUGGCAAGAAGAAAACAAGGGUUAUCAGUUUUGGACUCGAGCUGAUGCAGAGGGUAAAUUCUCUAUUAAAGGCGUCCGAGCCGGGAAAUAUAGCUUGUAUGCAUGGGUACCUGGUGUUAUUGGGGACUACAUGUACAAUGUUCAAGUUACUGUGACACCAGGAUCUGAAAUCAAAUUGGGUGACCUCAUAUAUUAUCCUCUAAGAAGUGGUCCUACCCUCUGGAAAAUAGGCUUCCCUGACCGGACCGCGGCUGAGUUCUACGUGCCUGACCCAGCUUCAACCCUCAUGAACCGGCUUUACAACAACCAUACUGACAAGUUUAGGCAAUAUGGGUUAUGGGAUCGGUAUACAGAUCUGUAUCCUAACAAUGAUCUCAUCUACACUGUUGGCGUUAGUGAUUACAAAAAAGAUUGGUUUUUUGCUCAUGUUAACAGGAACUUGGGAAAUAAAACUUAUGUAUCAACCACAUGGCAAAUUGUAUUCGAUCUAAAAAAUGUGAAUCCAAUGGGAACUUAUACACUCCGAUUGGCGUUGGCAUCGGCCACUAUGGCUGAACUGCAAGUUCGGCUCAACAACCCAAAAGUGACGCGACCUGACUUUACGACAGGGCUUAUAGGGAGAGAAAAUGCCAUUGCAAGACAUGGGAUUCAUGGGUUGUACAGGUUGUAUAAUGUUGAUAUCUCUGGCUCGAAGCUUUCCAAUGGAAGGAACAUAAUCUUUCUAACACAGUCGAGAGGUUCAGGCCCUUUCAUGGGAGUCAUGUAUGACUACAUUCGAUUAGAAGGCCCCCCAGAGAACUAUUGAGGAAGGGGCUACUGUAUGCAUAUAUAAUUCAUUUUUUUUAUACACCAAGAAGAUAGAAGAUUUAUUUUAGAUUCAUUGUUUGACACAAACAGUGUCUUGAUAAGUGAAUUAAUUGCAGUUUGGUUAGGUAAGGUAAGGUAUAUAGUUCCAUUCAUUUAUACAGUUUGUAUAUGAAUUGGUUUAUAAGCUGAAGCUGUUCUUCUUUAGUUUCAUUUUCAACCAUUUGUUUGGUUAGUGUAAUUUAAUUUUUUUUAUUUAUAAAAUAACAAGAGAA
Cornus florida is the source of this 1717-nucleotide messenger RNA. Its product is annotated as probable rhamnogalacturonate lyase B. Gene Ontology annotation, biological process: carbohydrate metabolic process. NCBI's taxonomy places the organism in Eukaryota, Viridiplantae, Streptophyta, Magnoliopsida, Cornales, Cornaceae. The coding region runs from base 4 to 1443 and encodes 479 amino acids. The record is from RefSeq and is a predicted model, not a curated record. Gene Ontology annotation, molecular function: catalytic activity; carbohydrate binding. The transcript is spliced from 10 exons.